UCAGAAUGUGAAAUCGCGUCCAACACAUGAAGCAGUGAGGAAAAGACAGUGUGAUAUUAUAUUAGAGACUGGAUAAACAAUCUUGGAUAUUGGUUUUCUUUAAGGAAAAAAAAUUAAACAGGAGAAAAUAUUUUCUUUGUUGUGUUUUUUUUUUUUUAAUGAAGACGGGAACUAGGCGGUGUUAGGCAUAGACCAGUGUAGAUUUGACUUUUUUUUUUUUUUAAUUUUUAUUUAUUUAUUUUUAUUAAUAGAAGACAAUGCAAAGCAUAACUGAGGACUUAUUCAUCACACGCUCCAAGGGUUUAUACGGAUCAGGAUAAGAGAAGAAGGAGGUCACAAGCAUCAGGUCGCUCCCAGUCUUUUGUGGUGGAGUAUCGGGUGUUUUUGGCCCUACAUCCCUUGCCAGAGUGCUGACAACAAGAGUUCGUGGAGACUCAAGUGUCAUCCUGCAGUUCCAAACAUGGACAACCAGAGGUACCUCCCUAAGGCAGGGGGUGACGACUCCAAACUCUCCACCUCGGCCAUCCAACCAGAGCAUAAUAGUGAGGUCAGACAGGUGAGAAGACAGCCAGGUGACUCAGUGAUCACUACAAGAGUCAGGAAGGAAGAGCCUGCAGAUGUUCCCUGCAAGGUGCCUCGCUUCCAGUAUGUUGACUUCCCCUCCCUACACCAGUGCAUCAAGCAGCUAUCUGUGCCACCACUGGAGGGCUGGCUAGCCUCAUGUCCGCUUGGAAAAGUGCCAGCACACCUUCCAAACAACCCAAAGGAGAACGUGCCCAAGUUUAAAUAUGUCGACUACCCUUCACUCUACCACUGCAUCCAGCAGCUGUCUGUGCCUCCAUUGGAGAUCUGGAGCUCAAAGCUUACAAAGCCCAGCCCAGGUGGGUUACGGACGGACACAGUAGGGCUGCAGUGCCCCUCUCAAGUACUUGGAGGUAGAAGGAAAAGUGAAGAGAUGCAGGAAAAUAGAGCAGAACAGCAAAACAAAGAAAAGAGGGGGCGUGGGAGCACAGUCCAUGUCCCAGUUCUAGAGCCUGCAGUCCUGCAGUACAUGAAAGGUACACAGCCAAGCUCAGCCUCAGAGAAGGAUGAGAAUUCCCAAGGAGAGUCCAAUAUGCACCAAAAGCACUCUGGUUGUAGCUCAGAUUGUGUUUCUAGAUUUGAGUCAAGUUCUAGACUAGAACUGGACAGAGCAGCAGAAAGGAACAAGAAAAGUCUCAGGCCAUCUGUCAUCAGUCUGGUGCGUACAGAAAGACAGAAACACAGAGUAGAACCAGAUGAGCAACCAGAGAAGUGGAAAUCUCCAGCUCCUAUAACACAGGUGGAGCAGCCGAUAGAUCUAGAGUUGGUCUAUCCCCUUGGCCAGCAGAUAUUUACAGAUCCAGUGGAGUACCAAACUCACCUGUGCAGACACAAAGACAAGGGACCACACUGAUGGCCUGACUUCAAGAUGGCCAUCUUUCAGACUCUUCCAAGAUAUCAUUGGUCACCUGUUGUGACAAUUUGGCCUUGACCUCUCAUCUUCUUCAACUUCUACAGGAUGUUUGUAAUUGGCAAGGAAUUCUCAGUGAAGAUCAGUCGCAAUCUGGUGGUUAUUGACAGUGUUAAGCCUAAGCGAGAUAAAAAAAUAACAGAAACUCAGCCUUUAGAAUUUUGCCUUCCAAAAUGCAAAUGAAGGAUCUUACAAGCCAAACUGGGCUAACUGUCUAUAAGAGGAUAUUCAGACAAGCACACACAUACCCAUAUGCAUUAUUGGUUAUAUCAUCAGUCUAGCGGUACUAAAGAAAAGCUACUGGAAUUUUGAAUAUAUUUAUACUUAUGUAAGCUUUGAAAAGAGUGAUAUAACAUCAGGUUCCUUUAAUCUAAAAACUAUGAAACCUUAAGUGCUGAAAAUCUUCACAGACAUAUUACUAUUUGCUGUCCUAAAUGAGUAAAGACCAACUGAUAUAACACUGUUAACCCAACACAACAUAUUUGGUGAAACUAGUUUUAAGAUCUGAGACAGGCACAAGAAUUUCAUGUUAAUACGAUUUUGAAGAGAUACUUUACAGAAUAUCAAACCUGAAGCUCUGAAUCUGUAGCAUCAAGAAAAGCCGUUGGCACAAAGUUCAUCAUAAAAUAGAGAAUCUCAGCCUGAUGCCAUGUUGCCCUGAAUUCCUAAUGCAUCCUGCCAUCAACUGCAGGGUACGGCAGUAAUGACAGAAUGAAAAGUCAGGUGUAGGAAACUUGAUAACCAGGUCAAGAACUGAGUCUGUGCAACACUUUGGGCUUUCUCUCCCAAAGAGUAAAGGUGAUCCUACCUUUGAAACAAGACCCAGAGCAAGAUACAAAUGCCUUUCUAAAGACACCGGGGGGUUGAUUACUUAGUUUUGGUUGUUCUGGUUUCUAAAUGAACGACUAUUGGUUAUGCUGCAAAAAAAAAAAAAGGUUUAUUGCUCAUUUAAUAACUUUUUUAAUUAAUCUUUGUAUUUCUGAAGUUUUUUUAAUCUAUAGAAUUUCAUGUAUGAGUGCAAAAAGGUAGCGUUAAGAGAUAACUGUUUUUCAAAAUAUUUACUUGUUUUGUG
Molecule: messenger RNA, 2564 nt
Organism: Neoarius graeffei (lesser salmon catfish)
Lineage: Eukaryota; Metazoa; Chordata; Actinopteri; Siluriformes; Ariidae
Exons: 4
Coding region: 461-1435 (324 amino acids)
Source: RefSeq, a predicted model, not a curated record